GUCAAGGAGGAGGAUGGCCUUCAGAGCCAGCGCAGCCACUGACGGUCGUGGUGGUGGUGCUGGCGACACCGCUCAGGCCACCGUCAGCAGCGUCCGGCGGUGCCCGCUUCGGGGCCCGGACCACCUGCUGCUCAUGAGCGACGCCGAGCUGCGGUCGCGCUUCGGCCUGGAGGCGGCCGGGGAGCGGCACGUGGUGCGCCGAGCGCUGAAGCGCUUCCUGGAGGCCGACCGGCACGAGAACGCGGUGCGCGGCCGCAGGAGCGUGGAGGCCACGGAGGACCCGCACCUGCGCGAGUUCCUGGUGCCCCUGGCCGACCUGACCCUCGGCCCCGAGAUCUCCUCGGGCGGCUUCGGCCAGGUCUUCCGCGGCGUGCUCCGGCCGAGCGAGGACCGCGGGAGGCUGCGGAAGGGCCAGCCGCGUACAGUGGCGGUGAAAGCGAUGAAGGGCGACCAGCGCAUGCGGUUGAACGAGAUUCUCAAGGAGAGCCGGGUGAUGGCCACCCUGGACGACGCGAACUUGUGCAGCUUCAUAGGCAUCUGCACCGACGGCAGGAGCAAGGGCGGCACGCAGUACAUCCUCUCCGAGCUUAUGGACUGCUCGCUGUUCGAUCUGGUCCACAAGCCCCACAGGCCGAAGU
Molecule: messenger RNA, 638 nt
Organism: Prorocentrum cordatum
Lineage: Eukaryota; Dinophyceae; Prorocentrales; Prorocentraceae
Source: the annotation of a GenBank genome assembly